AUGGCUCAAAAACUAGGAACCGAAGAAAGGUCGGAUUUUAGGAAUAUAUACUCCGCCGAAGAGAUCGUCCACGGCAAGCACCUAGGACAUGUAAAGACGGAGGAAGAUAUAGAGCUGAUCAACCCUAAUGAGGUAAGCAAGAUAUCCAUUGCAAACUCUCCACAAAACAUUAUGAAGUUGUUAAAUGAUGGUUUUAUUAUUAAGAAACCUAUAAAGAUUAACUCAAGAUCACAUGCUAGAUGCAUGGCAGAAGAAAAGAGGAUGGGACACCAUUCUAGAUAUUGUAAGAACAUGGGUACUAGGGGGUCUAGGUUGCCCACUAAGGUUCUAUGGAUGAGGAGGACGAGAGUUUUGAGGUGUUCGCUUAGGAAAUAUCAAGAAGCUAAGAAAGUUGAUAAGCACAUGUGCCAUGAUAUGAAUAUAAAGGUGAAAGGUAAUGUUUUCAAGAACAAGAGAGUUUUGAUGGAGAGUAUCCACAAGUCUACUGGAGAAAAGGAAAAAGAAAAGAUAUUUUUUGAUCAAUUUGAAGCCAAGAGGGCCAAGAGCAAGGCGAGCAGGGAGAAUAAGAUUUUUAGAAAUGAGGAACAUUUGGCUCAGAUGCUUAGGUCCCUGGAGAAAAAGAACCACAUACAGUAG
Dendrobium catenatum is the source of this 636-nucleotide messenger RNA. RefSeq names its product 60S ribosomal protein L19-3-like. Gene Ontology annotation, cellular component: cytosolic large ribosomal subunit; ribosome. The record is from RefSeq and is a predicted model, not a curated record. Gene Ontology annotation, biological process: translation. The coding region runs from base 1 to 636 and encodes 211 amino acids. The transcript is spliced from 2 exons. Gene Ontology annotation, molecular function: structural constituent of ribosome; RNA binding. Lineage: Eukaryota; Viridiplantae; Streptophyta; Magnoliopsida; Asparagales; Orchidaceae.